AUGUCGAAACUUCCAACUCGCAUGUUCGCUGGUGUUGCCAUCCCAGACACCCCACUCUUGACCAAAGCACUGGAGUACACCAAAGCACAUUCAACAGACUUUGCUUUCAACCAUGUGCAGCGGUCUAUGUUAUUUGGAUUCAUCAUGGCAUCCAAGAUCCCCAGCUUAGCAGACCGUGAUUUGGAAGUUCACGCUAUAGGAGCGUUGAUGCAUGAUAUCGGUUGGGAUCCUACAGGGGAAUUGGUGACCAAACACAAGCGAUUUGAAGUUGAUGGCGCAGAUGCUGCUCGUGAGUUUCUGCGUAAGGAAGCUCCUGACUGGAACAAGCACCGAUUACAGUUGGUCUGGGACGCUAUUGCACUCCACACCACUGGUAGCAUUGUUUUCCACAAAGAAGCUGAAGUCCAAGCAGUUGCUUACGGUAUCUGGGCAGAUUUUCAAGGCCCUGAUCGCAUUGAGGGUAAUCUGUUGACCUGGGAAGAGUACAACAAGGUAGUAGCUGAGCUUCCUCGUCUUAAUUUGAUGAAAGGGUUGAAGAAGUUGAUGUGUCACUUUUGUGAGACGAAGCCAGCUACUACGAUCGAUAAUACCGUAGGUGAGUGGGGGGACAAGUUUGUCGAGGGUUAUGAUCGAACGGGGAAACUAACUGCAGAUUUGUUGUUGACAUGCGAUUUGGAUGGAAAGAGUCUGUUAGAAGAGUCUGACUAG
This is a messenger RNA of Glarea lozoyensis ATCC 20868, 708 nucleotides long. RefSeq lists its product as uncharacterized. Lineage: Eukaryota; Fungi; Ascomycota; Leotiomycetes; Helotiales; Helotiaceae. Bases 1 to 708 code for a protein of 235 amino acids. The transcript is spliced from 2 exons. The record is from RefSeq and is a predicted model, not a curated record.